GAUAGGUGUUGCCUGGUGCUGCAUCGUUUUCAUAGCUCUUACGGUCAUGGCUGCCGCUCUUGUCGCUAACACCGCUAACGUUGUCACCACCGCUACCCCCAUUGCUAAGCCUGCGGUCGAGGCUCUUGUCAACUGGACGCCGUACAAUAGGUUGCAACGAGCUGAUGCGGCGCAGGCGUUGACUCUGGACAUGCUAGAAGGCACGGCGGGCAUCAUGAAAAGGGACCUACAUGAUCACUUGCAAUCAAAAUACGAUAGCCUUGCGGAGUAUAGGUCUGACAUGGGAGACGUGGGGCCGUUGAAGGCUUGGAAAAAGAUGGGGAAGAUCUACAAAUAUGGAUCUGGAGCUGACAAGCUUAAUCGGAAGACAGUGACAUCGUCGCAGGCGGCGCGGAGUCGAAACAUCUGGAAGACCAAAGGGGCAACAAACGGAUCUCCAUCGAGCGAUUCUCAAUCAGACACAAUAGGAGGAACACAAGUGGACGAUCAAGAACCAGGCGCAGCUGGUGAUCACAUCUCAGAAGAUAUCACAGAUGCAGACCCUUUCCGCGAGACGGAUUCUGCCAUUGUGCAUUAUGCAGGAGCAGCAUUCAGUAUUUGUGAAUCUGAGAGCGUGUACUCUCAAUCGGGAGAGUCCGUUUACAAUGAUGCCUUUCCCCUACAAACAUUCCGAUCGUCUUCCUGACUUCCGUGAUGUACCACCGCACAGGACCAUAUCUAUCGUUCGUAAUGUUGACCCGUUCGUGGGCGCAUUGUAAUCUAUACACUCAUUUGUCAUGUUGUAUAAUGUCAUUGUAUUAU
Messenger RNA from Postia placenta MAD-698-R-SB12, 801 nucleotides. RefSeq lists its product as hypothetical. The record is from RefSeq and is a predicted model, not a curated record. The transcript has 5 exons. Bases 47 to 685 code for a protein of 212 amino acids. NCBI's taxonomy places the organism in Eukaryota, Fungi, Basidiomycota, Agaricomycetes, Polyporales, Adustoporiaceae.